Lasiosphaeria miniovina is the source of this 1165-nucleotide messenger RNA. RefSeq lists its product as uncharacterized. NCBI's taxonomy places the organism in Eukaryota, Fungi, Ascomycota, Sordariomycetes, Sordariales, Lasiosphaeriaceae. The transcript has 2 exons. The coding region runs from base 235 to 885 and encodes 216 amino acids. The record is from RefSeq and is a predicted model, not a curated record.
UAAUCCUAAACUCGCGGAUGCAAAUUGCAAACGGGCUUAUUAACCUCAAUCCAGUGCGGCAAAACAACUUGGGAAUAACUACGGACUAAAUAAAACCUCACCGGAUGAGGGGAAGAGAAAGCAUUAACGCGAUCAAGGAACAAGAAACGCUCUCUUCAAGUAAUAACCUACCAUUCUCUAAAGCACAUUUUGGGAUAAAAAGGAGAUGAAUUCAGGCAAGGAGGCAUUGGGGAAAUGACAAGCGGGAAGUCCAAGGCAGGGGUUAGGGUUGUAGCCAGACGUUGGCGCAAGCGCUGUGCGGCGCAGUGGCAUCGCAAAAAAAAAAAGUUGGUGAAAAUCAUGACGACGCAAAAAAGCUGUAACAAACAGCCCAACAACCUGGCCAUGCAGGCAAAAAGCAUGAGACUCGGAUGCGGGGAGUCGAACCCCGGGCUGUUGAGGGAGCAGACACUGCUAAGCAGUGAGAGUCAACGAUGUUACCGCUACACCACACCCGAUGAGUCGAGGUGGUUUCCGACGUGUUGUUGUGGUUGGGGGGUGGGCACUGCCCUUAUCAAAGACCUAGGUCGAGGGCACGAUGAAAUCGGCGGGGGCUGCUUCGAGCUCCUGAGAGGAGAGGUGAUGGUGGGGAGGGGAGGGGUAGCUAAUUCCUACAACCAACCAACCAGCGGCCGUCUGCUCUUUUGGAGCUUUUUGUGUUCAGGCGGCGGGGGACACGGACGCUGUGGGGACCUGCCGCAGCGGGCCCCCCACAAAGCACGCCAACACCCGCGUGCUGGGAAGCGGGCCUGGUGGCCCGGGGAGGGUCUAGGCUUCGUACUAGGUUGCCGGCGAUCUAGGGCCACGAUCUACUCGCUAGGCCUUCUAAGUCGCCGGCCUAACUAAGGUGCGAUAGAACUAGUUGCAAGCAACUAGGGAGGUCAGUGCGGAGAGAACGACGAACCCCUCCGCAAGCUCGACCGAAAAGGACUCACCGCCGGGGUUGGCCUGUUUCGAUGUUCCUGUUUCGAUGUUCUGGACGCCAGGAGACUGAGAGGGGUAGUUGCUAGCGCUACGUCCUCGAAGAAGCAGAGUGGGACUAACAUUCUCGACGUUGGCAGGUGCUAUGUUUGCCGGAGCUGAUUUGUUGGUCUGUUGUAUUGUUGGUCUUGUAAAUAGCGCGCGC